Molecule: messenger RNA, 2652 nt
Organism: Pseudozyma flocculosa PF-1
Lineage: Eukaryota; Fungi; Basidiomycota; Ustilaginomycetes; Ustilaginales; Ustilaginaceae
Exons: 6
Coding region: 1-2652 (883 amino acids)
Biological process (GO): intracellular protein transport; vesicle-mediated transport
Cellular component (GO): plasma membrane; secretory granule
Molecular function (GO): syntaxin binding
Source: RefSeq, a predicted model, not a curated record
AUGGCACCAAAGUCCCUCAUCAACUCGCUGCGAGAUCGCUACCUCAGCUCGCUACGCUCCGUCCAGCCCCCCUCGAAAUGGAAGGUCCUCGUCAUUGAUUCGGUCACAAAGGAGCUGCUCGCCAGCGUCCUCAAGAUGUACGACAUUCUGCAGGAGAACGUCACCCAGGUCGAUAACAUCGAGCUCUCCCGCGCCCCACAGUCGUCCGUCGAGGCCGCCUACCUCCUCUGCCCGACUAGUCAGAACAUCGAUCGCAUCAUCCGUGACCUCGCACCCGAAGACGGACGCGCCCCCACCUACGCCGCCGGUCACAUCUUCUUUGUCGACAACCUCUCGGACGCUCUCCUCCAAAAGCUCACAAGAUCGAGAGCGGAGCCCAAGUUGCGACAGCUGAUCGAGCUCUACUCAAACUUUUGGCCGCUCGAGGCGCAGGUCUUCUCGCUCAAGACACCACAGAGCUUCCUCACCCUAUACCAGCCCGCCGGCGGCCUCUACGGACCCGAUCCCAUAGAGGCGUUGCAGGCGAUAGAGGACGAGCUGCAAUUCUCCACCCAGACGCUGCUCAACGUCUGCGUCACACUGAACGAGUUUCCUCUGAUUCGGUACUACAACCCGUCGCAUCCGCCCCUAGGUGCGCUCGCCCCAUCCAAGGAGGCCCAGAGCUCCCAGACGGCAGCGUCCAACAUGUACCAGGGCAGCGCUAGGAUGGCGCGGCUGCGCGGCAAUGCCAACGACGGCGCGUUGCCCGGUGCAGGCGGAUCAGGCCCUGGCGUUGGCGAGCACUUCACCCGCAAGCUGGCCAUGCGCCUCCAGAGCGCCAUUGAUCAGUACAUCCGGGACAAUGAGCCCAAGGCGGACCCGGGCCGCCCGCGCGGUAUCCUCUUUCUCACCGACCGCUCCAUGGACACUGCAGCGCCACUGCUGCACGAAUUCUCCUACCAGGCGAUGUGCAACGACCUCCUGCCCAUCGAAGACGGCGCCAAAUUCCAGUACACCUUUGUCGGCGCCGACGGCGAGCGUCAGGAGAAAGAGGCCUUGCUGUCGGACGAGGACGCGGUCUGGACGGGGAUCCGCCACCUGCACAUUGCCGAGGCAAUCGACAAGCUGACGCGUGACUUCCACCAGCACGCCGGAGAGGCGGGCGCCUUCACCGACCAGAACUCAUCGCUCAACGACAUGCGCGACAUGCUCGCCUCGCUGCCGCACAUGCAGGAGAUGAAGGACAAGCUCUCGCUCCACCUCACCAUGGCGCAGGACUGCAUGAACCGCUUCGAGAAGAGCAAGCUGCCCGCACAGGCCAUGGUCGAGCAGAACUGCGCCACCCGGCUGACGCCCGAAGGGCAGAAGCCCAAGACGUUGGUCGAGGAAAUGGUCCCGCUGCUGGAUGAUCGCGCCGUCAGCAACAUGGACAAGGUGCGCAUCAUUGCCCUCUACAUCAUGUACUGCGACGGCGUGCCGGACGAGGACCGCAAGCGGCUCUUCCAGCACGCCCGGCUCGGCCGGUACGAGAUGGACGCCGUCGACAACCUCGUCCACCUCGGCGCUCAGGUGGUCAAGGACGCCUCGAGCAGCGGCUGGGACGCGUGGUUCAAGAAGGGUAAGCGGAAGCAGCAGCCCGGGGAGAACGAGUAUGAGCUCAGUCGGUACCAGCCGCUGGUCAAGCUCAUGAUUGAAGAUCACUUUGCGGGCAAGCUCGACCAAUCGACCUAUCCCUACGUCCGCGAUGCGCCACCCGAGACGCCGUCGCUCGCCUCGUCCGGACGCGAUGCCGCACUUGCCCGCGUCGGCUUCGGCGCGUCGAGCGCGCAGACGCAACCAAAACCGCAACCCAGCAGCCUUCGCAGUGCCAAGCCGACCUGGCACCAAAAGGGCCGUGCCGGGGCAGGCGGCGGCGCCGAGCGUUCCGACAACCGGCAAAGAGUGAUGGUGUUUGUGGCAGGAGGAAUGACGUACUCGGAGAUCCGCAGCGCGUACCAGAUCAGCUCGAAGCUCAACAAGGACUGCUACAUCGGCUCUUCGCACACAUUUACUCCCGAAUCCUUCAUCAACACGCUCAAGCACUUUGGCAAGGCGUCGAGCGGCGCUGGUGCCGGCCCAGACAGGCGCUCCCAUGCCUCGCAUCCGCAGCAGCACGGAGGGCAUCACCCGCACCAUCAGCAGCAGCACCCGCACCAUUCGCACCACCAACAGCACUCGCCGCAGCGUUUACCGGCUGGGGCCAGCACGUUUUCAAAGCCGGUCAACGACAUCAGCGGGAUCCGCACCAGCUCGCUCGCCCAAUCUGGGUACAACGGGCAUCCACCCGAUAACGGGGGAGUGAGCGGCUACGCCAACCCCCCCACCUCGGGCGCGUCGCAGUCGAGCUAUGACAAGCGGUUCCAGGUCCAGAGCGCGUCUUCGUACGGUCAGCAGGACUACCAUCCGGGUCACGGGCAACAGCAGCAGCAGCAGCAGCAGCAGCAGCAGCAGCAGCAGCAGCAGCAGCAGCAGCAGACGCAACAUCUCCAGGCAAGAGGCGUGGUGCCGUCCCACGUAUCCAACGGCGAUGCGGGGAGAGUCAGUCCAGCCCCAAGUCAGCAGAGCGAGCUGAGCCUGAAGAGCCAGAAGGAAAAGAAGAGGUUAAAGAACCCCUUUUCGUUCAAAAAGGGCUAA